This is a messenger RNA of Aedes aegypti (yellow fever mosquito), 390 nucleotides long. RefSeq names its product histone H2A.8. The record is from RefSeq and is a predicted model, not a curated record. NCBI's taxonomy places the organism in Eukaryota, Metazoa, Arthropoda, Insecta, Diptera, Culicidae. Bases 1 to 390 code for a protein of 129 amino acids. The transcript is spliced from 2 exons. Gene Ontology annotation, cellular component: nucleosome. Gene Ontology annotation, molecular function: structural constituent of chromatin; DNA binding; protein heterodimerization activity.
AUGUAUAAAAUAACCCUCGUUCUGGCGAUUCCCCAUCAGUACAGUUUACCGUACGCUUUUGUAAACGUUUCUCUGAUUGCAGUUCCCGGUCGGUCGUAUCCACCGUCUGCUCAGGAAGGGCAACUACGCCGAGCGAGGUUGGUGCUGGCGCUCCAGUCUACUUGGCUGCCGUCAUGGAAUAUCUGGCUGCUGAAGUUCUGGAAUUGGCGGGGAAACGCUGCUCGUGAUAACAAGAAGACCAGAAUCAUUCCCCGUCAUCUGCAGUUGGCCAUCCGUAACGAUGAGGAAUUGAACAAACUGCUGUCUGGCGGUUACCAUUGCACAGGGGUGGUGGUGUUGCCAAACAUUCAGGCUGUUCUGUUGCCCAAGAAAACCGAAAAGAAGGCCUAA